Messenger RNA from Lampris incognitus (smalleye Pacific opah), 2063 nucleotides. RefSeq names its product DnaJ heat shock protein family (Hsp40) member A3b (gene dnaja3b). The coding region runs from base 26 to 1459 and encodes 477 amino acids. Gene Ontology annotation, cellular component: mitochondrion. The record is from RefSeq and is a predicted model, not a curated record. NCBI's taxonomy places the organism in Eukaryota, Metazoa, Chordata, Actinopteri, Lampriformes, Lampridae. Gene Ontology annotation, biological process: negative regulation of apoptotic process; protein folding; response to heat. Gene Ontology annotation, molecular function: protein kinase binding; heat shock protein binding; ATP binding. The transcript is spliced from 12 exons.
CGUCGCCCGUAUCUCAGCACGUUGGAUGCAAACAAGAGUCUGUUCUGGACACAACCGGAGUCGCGUCCCCUUAACCCGAGCGAGAAACAGGCGCGACGAUGCGACGACAGCGCCGGGGAAGCAGCGGUCUUGCGUAGCGGGCAGCUGGAGCCUUUGGGGAGCCGGGGAUUCCGUGACAUUGAGAGGGCUCGCAGGAUUGUCAUGCCACCAUGUCAUCAGCUGCCAGUUCUUCCAUACCAGCAGACUUUCAGCAAACAAGCAGGACUUUUACGAUGUCUUGGGGGUCUCCCGUACCGCUUCACAGAAGGAAAUCAAGAAAGCCUACUAUCAGAUGGCAAAGAAGUACCACCCUGACACUAACCCGGAAGACCCGGAUGCCAGAGAGAAGUUCGCAAAGCUGGCUGAAGCCUAUGAGGUUCUCAGCGACGAGGUGAAGAGAAAGCAGUACGACACAUAUGGGACGGCGGGCUUCGACCCCAGCCGUGGCGGAGGGCCAGGCCGGCAGCAAUACUACAAGGCUGGGGGAGCGAACAUAGACCCCGAGGAGCUCUUCAGAAAGAUCUUUGGGGAGUUUACCGGCCAAGGGGGCUUCACAGAUUUCAACAGCAUGUUUGACCAGAGACCAGAGUAUGUGAUGGAGUUGACGUUCACCCAGGCAGCGAAGGGCGUAAACAAAGAGAUGAUGGUGAACAUCGAGGAUAACUGUCCGCGAUGCGAUGGGAAGGGAAAUGAACCAGGCACCAAAGUCUCACACUGUAAUUACUGCAAUGGCACAGGCAUGGAGAUGAUCAACACGGGUCCUUUUAGGAUGCGCUCCACCUGUCGGCGCUGCGGUGGGAGGGGCUACAUCAUGACCACGCCAUGCGUGCUCUGCCGCGGUUCGGGCCAGACCAUACAGAAACAGACCGUCACAGUGCCCGUACCUGCAGGAGUGGAAGACGGCCAGACAGUAUGUAUGCCUGUAGGGAAGAAAGAAAUCCUCAUCACAUUCAGGGUCCAGAGGAGCCCGGUUUUCCGGAGGAAUGGGGCGGACAUCCACUCCGAUGUACUGAUCUCUGUGGCCCAGGCCAUCCUGGGUGGUGUAGCCAGGGCACAGGGCCUGCAUGAAACAAUCAAUAUAGCGAUCCCUGCCGGUUGUCAGGCUGACCAGGUCAUCAGGCUGCAGGGGAAAGGCAUUCGGAUAAUGAACAGCUACAGCUACGGAGACCACUAUGUCCACAUUAAGAUCAGAGUGCCAAAGAAGUUGAGCCACAAACAGCGCUCUCUGAUGCUGCGUUAUGCUGAGGAGGAGACAGACGUGCAGGGAACUGUCAAUGAAGUCAAUGUUUCUUCAGGUGGGGGCAGCAGCACCGCAGACUCCAGUGCGGGGCAGACCAAAGAAGAGGAGAGACGGGACACACAGCAGAAAGAGGAGGAGGAGGGAGGCUUCUUCUCCAAACUGAAGAAAAUGUUUAGCUGACACCAGCAGUACCACGUACCUACAGAUGAAUCUUCUGGUUUUGAGUCUGUAGGUCACUACACAGCUGUAACAGUCCAUUUAAGAAGAUGUAAAAUAAAACAACAGAAGAAGACGGAAGAUGCAAUAGGCCACCAUGCUUUCCCCUCCUGCUUCAUGGGUAGACUAGCGAAGAGAGCGGUCCGGAGACGGAGAGGGUUUCCACGCGGUGGCGAAUCUAAAGUUUCAGUUGCUGUCAAUAAACGGGACACCGAUGGCGUCCGCCACGAGUCAGAGGCGGCCGUCGGGCUGAGAUGUCGGAACUCGAAUUGCCUGGAAGAAGAGCAAAGUGGCCACGAUGCCCCGGGACAGACACGAAGAGAGGACUAUGGACUAUAAGUUAAGAAACGCCGUUUUGCUUCCCUGUGGGAAAACUGCACCACUGACUGAUGACAUGUGUUGGAAUAAAGAGCGUGUUGCAGAUUUCAGAACGGCCACACGGGGUCGUAAGACUCCAGUACCGUCUUGAAGGAAGAAUUAUUGUGAAAAAUAUUUGAGAGAACAAAACGGGCAGAUGUAAUGUGAACUGAAUGGGUCUAAACAGGUUUAAGGAACUCUGUCAAGAGUG